AUGACUCCCUAUUGUUUCUACCCGGGAAAUAUUUUUGAGGAGCAGCGCAGGCUCGACCCGACACGAGCUCGUCCCUCUAUAGUUGAAGGGCAGGAUUGGAGGAACGUUUUACCGACGCGAUCCACAUUUGAGUCGGUGACAAGGCUGCUGAAGAGAAGCAAGGCGACUGGGGUUACGUUCAUAAUCCCGUCGAAGGACCAACGACUGUGGUCUCCCCCGAAGGGAUAUCAAUGCGUAUACGAGUCGUACUUCGAGAAUGACACGAAGUUGUGGUUUCCGAUACCUCGACUCGUCACCGCCUAUACAAUGCGCCGAGGAGUUGCUCUGAGCCAGUUCUUAAAUGGCGCUUGGCGCCUAGCAGUUGCACUGAUGGUGAUUGGGGCAGAGGCCGGUGCCGCUCUCAGUGUCCGAGCAUUCGAGGAGCUGGUUUCGGUGAAGAUCAAUCGGGGCCUGUUGUCGCUAAAGAUACGUCCCAACUACAAUGUGGUAACGGGCUAUCCGACCAAGACGAACGACUGGCAGCGAUCGUACUUUUACGUUAAGUCCGAUCGCUCGGCUUUCGAGGAGCCGCUGAAGACCGGUUAUCGUGUUCUUUGGAACAAUGAAUUUGUUCCUCACUCGAAUACCGCGGAGUACGAGGAAGAUUUUUUGGAGAGUGCUCGGAUCGUUGCGUCUCAGAGGCAAGAUCUUUGGGAGAACUUCUCGUACAGGAGGAUUCGCAGGGAUCCUAAGUUGCCUUCUUUCGUCCUUGCAGAGGUUUGGCGUUCGGAUACUGUUCCGAUUAUCACCAAGAAAUCGAAAAGAAUCAACCUGUUCAACAAAGCCGAGCAGACGGAGAUCAAUCGGGCCAGAGUUAUGAGGGAAUUGCCGGAUUUAAGCUUGGUGGUUGGGAAGCAACUUGGGUUUGUGGAGCCGGACCAAAACUCCAACGCGAACUCGCCUGAUCUCGAGGAGCCUAAUGCGACUGAGUCAGAUGAGGCUCAGCUCAUGAGGAAAACGGGGAACAAGAGAAAAGAGAGGGAAGGCGCUUCUCCCGAGGAGACUUCCACUGGUGGGGAGGAGCUCCAAGCCUUGGAGCCUAGUGGCGGUUCUCGAGACGACGCUCUCCCGAAUCCAUCUCUCGUUGGUGGUCAAGCGGGUGAUCAUCAAGAGACUUCUUCUAAAGCGAAGAAGAAGUCGAAAAAGAACAAGAAGAAGAAUACCGGCGGGUCCUCGGGGCAGGAGGGGGCACCCAAUUCGGAGAAGGAAACCGUGGAAGCUCCGACUGCUACCGUUUCUCUCCCAAAGGCAGCGGUUCGCAAAGAUGCCGGGGGAUCGAGCAGGUCCGCUCCGAAGGCUCAGGAGAAGGAGGCUGUGCCGAAGGACCUUCAGGGGUUUUGUCCGGACAAAGUCGACUUCAUCUUUAAGCGGGAUACUCCUCUCGUUUGUAACGAGAGAGACUGCGCUCGCUUUGUCCGCCAAGUCCGGGGGAGCAGAGAGCAUCUCCCACUCGUCAAGGACCUUGUCUACCAAGACGAUUACACCGUUGCCGCCGGUUCCUCGGUUAAGAGCCUAGGGUAUUGGAAUGAGGUCGUCCGCAAGUACGAUAAGGAACUGAAGAGGACCUAUGACGUGAUCGGUAGGCAGCGGCGCAACACUAAAGAAGCGACGGUCGCCUUAGAAGUCAUGCUUCGCAAGAAGGACGAAGCGGUUAUCCGGGAAGAGGCCAUGAGGGACGAGCUUUCCCAGAAAGAGGCGGCUAUGAACAAGGAGCUGAAGCGAGCCCGGGAAUUGGUUAAGGCGCUUGAGAAAGAGAAAACCAAGCUGGCAAACGAGAAGAAGAUCCUCGAGGAAGAGAAGGCUGAUGCCGCCUUGGAGCAUUCCAGAGAGAUGGAUCGUCUCCGAGAGUCGCGCCGCUAUGAGGUUACUCACGAGCGGAUCCGAGUAAUGGCGGCGAUGCACGGAAAGGCUGCCGCUCGAUUCCAGAGGAUUCGGGACCGGGAGUCCCGUCGCGACAACUUCGAGGAUGCGAGAUGUAUGCUCGGCCAGGCUCGGGGGAUGAGACGCUGCCUUGAAGGGAUGAAAGCAGCAGGUAAAAACAUCUCUCAGGGAGAUAUUGAUAUCUACGCCGGGCAAGAGAAGCAUUAUGACGCGGAGGUGAAGCGUUUGAUCGUAGAUGAUCUUCUUGAGAAGGACCUCUCUUUGUCUCCUCUCGUGCUCGAGUCGAGGUUCGUCGUCCAGGAGAUAUUGGGUAAAGUCGACAAGUACGGGUCGAACAUGGACUUGCUCGACUCUGAGGCUGCCAAGGCUCUUCGCACUCCUCUCAGGGAACCAGGAGAUCAAUCUGAAGAACCAUCGAAGAGCCUUCUCGAAACCGUCCAGUCGCCAGCUCAUCCUGAUGCCGUUCUCCCGGAUCGAGAAGCCGUCCCGAAGGAUUCUUCUGUGGUUGCUGAAGAGACAACCAUGUCAACUCCCGAUGAACCGAUCUCCAACACACCGAUCAAGACGGUUGAUAUCUCCGACUCGCCGUCAUUCGAGGAGGCAGACUCUGGCGCGAGUGAAGGACAUCUCGAGGAGGCAAACUCUGAUGCGAGUGAAGAGCGUCCUGAGGAGGACCCUCCCGUCUCGGGAUGA
Messenger RNA from Raphanus sativus (radish), 2613 nucleotides. Its product is annotated as meiosis-specific protein ASY2-like. The transcript has 5 exons. The record is from RefSeq and is a predicted model, not a curated record. The coding region runs from base 1 to 2613 and encodes 870 amino acids. NCBI's taxonomy places the organism in Eukaryota, Viridiplantae, Streptophyta, Magnoliopsida, Brassicales, Brassicaceae.